Messenger RNA from Emericellopsis cladophorae, 921 nucleotides. Its product is annotated as Mitochondrial folate transporter/carrier-like protein. The coding region runs from base 1 to 921 and encodes 306 amino acids. The record is from RefSeq and is a predicted model, not a curated record. Gene Ontology annotation, cellular component: mitochondrion. NCBI's taxonomy places the organism in Eukaryota, Fungi, Ascomycota, Sordariomycetes, Hypocreales, Bionectriaceae. Gene Ontology annotation, biological process: nucleotide transport; folate import into mitochondrion. The transcript has 2 exons. Gene Ontology annotation, molecular function: FAD transmembrane transporter activity; folic acid transmembrane transporter activity.
AUGCCCUCUCCCUCUCAUAAACAUGGCGGCCUCUCGCCCGCUGUCGUCGAGUCCAUUGCCGGCCUGUCAGCCGGCGCCGUCUCGACCUUGGUCGUGCAUCCGCUCGACAUUGUCAAGACGCGCAUGCAGAUCAGCCGCAGCGUAGGCCCUACCGAACGCAUCAGCAUGCGCGCCAUGGUCCGCACGAUCACAUCCUCCGGCAACCCCCUCCUCGCCUCUCUCUACCGCGGUCUGACGCCCAACCUCGUCGGCAACGCUACAUCAUGGGCGUCCUUCUUCUUCUUCAAAUCGCGCGUCGAGACGGCCCUGUCGACAUUCCGCCCGCCGGGCAGCAAGCCGAGCGUGGGGGAGUAUCUGCUCGCGCCGGCGCUGGCCGGGGCCGCGACGACUACGCUCACGAACCCGGUUUGGGUGAUCAAGACGAGGAUGCUGAGCAGCGACAAGGGCGCCGAGGGUGCCUACCCCAGCAUGAGCGCGGGCAUCCGGACAAUAUGGCAGAGGGAGGGCGUCAAGGGGUUCUAUCGGGGACUGGGUGUCUCGCUCAUUGGUGUGUCGCAUGGAGCGGUGCAGUUCGCCGUCUACGAGCCCGCCAAACGGCUGUAUGCCACGACGCAGCUGGCGGAGGGUGAGAGGUUGCCGACAGAGGUCACCAUGUUCCUCUCCUCGGCGUCCAAGCUUGUUGCCGGCGCGGUGACGUACCCUUAUCAGGUCCUCCGGUCCCGACUACAAAACUAUCAGGCCGAGGAGCGGUUUGGGAAAGGCUUCCAGGGCGUGGUCAGGAAGACCUGGCGGGAGGAAGGCGUGAGAGGCUUCUACAGGGGCUUGGUACCGGGCGUGGUGAGAGUCAUGCCAGCGACGUGGGUGACGUUUCUGGUCUACGAGAACGUCAAGCACUAUCUACCGAGGUGGAUAGAUGGUUGA